AUGAAGGGGUUAAUUUUAGCGGUGCUACUGCUUUGCAGUGUCAUCAAGUGUGAGAGGAAGGAGAUUGACUUUGACCUUUCGGACGAAACUACUAGGGAAGAAACGACCUUGUAUGUCACUCAAAGGGGUCACACAAAAAUCAACUCGUAUGUAACCAAACCUGGGGUGUCAAUAUGCAGAGUCCUAGACGGACAUGCACUAGUGUGGGAGCGUAAAAGUGGUGAAGAACGCUGCAAGAUCUUGUGGACGACCAACUAUGAGGAUAGUGUAAUUGUACACCUAUUCACCUUUCAUAGACGAAAGGCAGUUCACUUGUACUUUCAAAAAAAGACUUUUGGCUGGGUUAGAAUACCUGCCUCCAAAUACUAUGCCAAAAUUCCAACUACGGGCUCCUUGACGGUACAAGGGGAAUGA
Molecule: messenger RNA, 414 nt
Organism: Theileria equi strain WA
Lineage: Eukaryota; Apicomplexa; Aconoidasida; Piroplasmida; Theileriidae
Product: signal peptide-containing protein
Exons: 1
Coding region: 1-414 (137 amino acids)
Source: RefSeq, a predicted model, not a curated record